AGAGACAGCCACCUAGCUACGCAGUUGUUUGCUUUAUCGGAUUUGUUGGAAUUUUCCACUACGGAGUUUGUUUACAAUAUAGUUUAGAAGUACCGUGUAGACUGGAGGAUAAUAUACCAAAACAAAACCGGAACGGAGCUUUUCGAGAAAUAGUUGCGAUCUCUCAGGGGCUACGUUUCGCAGUUCAUCUGUUUUUUUGUUUUGGACUUUGAGGAGCGGAUGGGGUUAACUAGCUGUUAGCAUCGUUCGGUUAGAUAAGCUACUGGAGCCCGGAGCGGGGUUAGCAUUUAGUAGUUGAGAUGGAGUUUAUUGGAGUUGGCGGAGGAACAGGUGGAGUGGUGGUGAGCGGUGGUAACGUCCCGGCAUUUCUUACUAAACUGUGGACGCUUGUGGAAGACCCGGAGACGGACCCUCUUAUCUGCUGGAGCCCGAGUGGAACCAGCUUCCAUGUUUUUGAUCAAUGUCGGUUCUCUAAGGAAGUUCUACCAAAGUUCUUCAAACACAACAACAUGGCCAGCUUCAUUCGACAGCUCAACAUGUAUGGUUUCCGUAAAGUGGUGCACAUCGAGCAGGGCGGCUUGGUGAAACCAGAGAAAGAUGACACAGAGUUCCAACAUCCAUUUUUCGUCAGAGGGCAGGAGCACCUGCUGGAGCACAUCAAACGAAAAGUCACCAACGUGUCAUCAGUCCGUCAAGAAGAAAUGAAGAUGUCGACAGACGAAGUCAACAAAAUCCUGAGCGACGUUCAGUUGAUGAAGGGUAAACAGGAAACCAUCGACUCCAGGAUCAUCGCCAUGAAACAUGAGAAUGAGGCUUUAUGGAGGGAGGUGGCCAGUCUGAGACAGAAACAUGCGCAGCAGCAGAAAGUUGUCAACAAGCUGAUCCAUUUUCUGGUGUCUCUUGUCCAGACCAACCGAAUCUUGGGAGUCAAGAGGAAGAUACCUCUGAUGCUCAAUGACUCUAGCUCCGCCCACUCUAUGCCCAAGUACAGCCGACCCCUGACACUGGAGCACAUUCAGAACGCAGCCGCCAAUCUCCUCUCACCGGAUUCACCCCUGAAUUCUGGACCGAUCAUCUCGGACAUCACAGAGGAAGCGCCGUCCUCCCCAGAGGACGCAGCCACUGACUGGAAUGACCUGGAAGAGAACCAAUCAACUUUUAUCAAAGAGGAGCCAUGCAGUCCUGAGGUGGAGGAGUGUCCUGUUCUGGAGGUGGAGCAGGAUUCACUCCCGGCAAACGUUGAUACGCCUCUGUCCCCCACCACCUUCAUCAACUCUAUCCUUCAGGAGGAAACGCAGCUGCCGCAGGUCACCUCCUCCUCCACCUCCACCACCACCACCACAGCUACCACCACCAUCACCCCAGCAGCUCCGCCUGUUGUGACAAGCCCCGCCUCCGCCGGGCCUGUUCAGUCGGCUUCUGCUGUCAAAGCUCCGGCUCCUGUUUCCAGCUCAAACUCCGCCUCUGUCCCAAGCCCCGCCAAACCUAAACAGAAAUGCCAGACCAUCGCCCGACUCGACAGGUUCCUCCCCCCACCGCCUGCAGGUGGACACACACCUGAUGUUUGGCGCAUCCUAUCGAAACAUCCUGAGAAGUGCGAACUCUCCGAUCACGUCGACAGUAUUGACAACGGUUUAGAAAACCUGCAGGGUAUUUUGAACUCUCAAACCUUCACCUUUGACCCCUCUCCCCUCAUGGAGUUCUUCAGCUCAUCCAUUCCCUCUGCAGACUUUGACAUCGAAAGUUUGGAUAAUCUGCUGUCUGACGAAGCCCCUAAAGAAAGUGAAGACAGAACAGGUAACCACCGUUUCCCCUCGCUCGCACCACGCCCUGCUGUCGUGACUGUGACCGUGUCUCCUCGGAUUUGCGCAGGGAAGCAGCUGGUGCAGUACACCGCCACGCCUCUCCACCUGACCGAGCCGGUGGUCCUGGGAGAGGGCGACGCCGACCUCCCGUCCCUCCUGGAGUACGAGACGGAGCCGCUGUUCAGCUCGGAGGUGGCUGGCGACGAUCCGCCGGAAGUCCUGCUGAGCCCCUCCCAACUGGACUCUAACCUCUAAUAUCCUGCAGAAUGUAAUGACUCCUCAGUAACAACAUGACACCAGGCAGCAGGUCAGCAGCAGCAAUAGACGACGACGAAGAAAUCGAUGGGUUGUAGAUCAAUCAUUAGGUCAGAUGUCAUGUUUUUAUCAGGCAGAUGUUAUUAAUCGAUAUUAAUCCAUUUCUAUACUUUAGGAUUUUUAUUUUAGGUUUUAUUUUUGUGUUUGCCACCUAAAUCAAAACCUUUCUUUGUAGCUUGUGAAAAAAAAAAAAAAAAAGAUGAAAAGUAAGAAAAAAAAGCAAGCAAACCCGGGUCACAUGCGCCUGCUGGACAGAUCUGGAGGCGGUCGCACAGCGCGUGAUGUCGGGAUCAUGUGACCCUGGUGAUCGCCGCGUUGCAUGUUUAAGUCACAUUUGAUGGCUGUAUUUGUUUUCACGUGUAUAAUUUAAACAUAAAGAAGAGGAUCGGAAUAUUUUUGGAAGAAUUUAUUGCAGAGUGUUUAUCCUCCUCCUGUUUCAUCAGACAGAAACGCUUCGAUCCAGACCUUUCCUGAGGUUUCCUGCGUAUUUUCUAACGCUGGACCCCUGAUUAGGCAUGGGCCGCUACGACAAUUUAACUGUGUGAAAAAUGCUACUGUAUCACUGUAUGUACACAAACAUGUAUGACACGAUCAGUCUGCAAAUAUCCCUCCUGCUACUAAAAUUGCUGUUACGUUAUCAGCAAAAGUUAUGGAUUAUUUUAGAUUUUUAUACUUAGAUUUAAGCAGAAAUGUAGAAUAAAACACUUGAUUGUUUUUGUGAUUUCUGAAACGCUUGUUGUGCUGAAUAUUGUAGCUUUUGUCAGUGUUUUUGCGAGUGGAAAAAGUUUUAAUAGAUGACCAGGAGAGCGCAGCAAUAAGUCAGAAAAUUCUGCCCUUUUUGUUUUUUUCUGAGCUUUUAGGAAGGAACAAAAUGAUGGAAAAUUUCAACGGUUUUUGGAAGCGCAGCUUUUUAAAACCUUGGUAGACUCUGAUACCGGUAGCCGGCCCAUGCCUACUCCUGACAGUGCUGGAGUUUUGACAGAAAAUUAAAGUAUCUCCAAAACGAAAAUAAGAUGAAAAACUUUUAACAAGAGGUUUGUUAUCUUAGAAGGUUUCUCUGUCUGGUCUAAAACGCAUUAGUUUGUCAGCAGCUCCAUCAGUUUCCUACAUUUUUUCCAAAGUCAGUUUAGAGUGGAGGCAUUUCUGUGUAAUGGUACUUUUGUUGGGUCCAGUGUUGCCAGAACCAGAACAGAUUUAUGGCAAAAACUUACUUCAGGACAUCAGGUGUCGCGUUUCAGUUUUAAUGAAACAUAUCCGAGAUUGUUUUUACUCACAGUCUGAAGCAUGGAUUCACCUUUUAUACUCACGUUUGUUUUAUUUGAAUGAACUUCCAACUUCAGCUUCUGAAGGGUUAUUAGAGCUUAAAGUUGAGUCACUUUAUUUAAAAUGUAAAAAUGUAUAAGGAAAGCUUGGCUGGGAUUGUGCAGGUUUAAUAUAUUUCAAUAGCAAAGAUGUGGGUUUGACACAAGGGCUGCACAUUAAGAAAACAUAAGAUUGCAACUUUAGUGAAGAAUAUACACCACAUUUUCCUCACUCUUAACUUCUCCAUCAACACUCCACCAUUGUUCUAGAGGUUUAGCCUCAAAAAACUCUGUCAGGUGUGAACAAAUGCAAAUCUUAAUAACUUAAUUAUUGAAAGGUUGGUUCACUUCAAACAGAUAAACUAAUGAGUAGUCUUUACACAUAUUUCCAGUGGCUAACAUCUAAUGGAAAACAAAAAUUCAGGUUCUCAGGAUAUUAAGUUACAAUUUAAAAACAGGAAGUCUAAUUCCUGAAGUUCAGGGAAACUGAAACAACAUCUGCAGUUGGUAACUGGUUGAGACUCAUUUUGCAUGAAUUAAUGCAUCAAUGCGGUGUAGCAUGGAGGUGCUGGUGAUGUUUUAAACUUGGUUUUCAGCUUAUCUGUAUUGUUGGGUCUGGCAUUUCAUCUGCAUCUUGACAGAACCCGGUAGAUUCUCUGUGAGGGUGAGGUCAGUUUUGACUAAAUUCCAAUAAAAUCAUCAACUUGAAGUUUAGCAGCAGAUAAAAUCAUUGAGUUCUCUGAAAUUAAUCUCAAGCAGACUCUUAGACUUUGCUUCUCUUCCUUAUUGCACCUGUAUUAGUUUAUGUUGCUUGUACACCUUCCACCAUACGUUUUCCCUCUACCCAACUUUCCAUUUUUAGGCUUGAUCAACAUAAUAUGUUUGGAUUAAAACUGUUUCUGUCACAUUCACAUUUUCAGAGAACCUGAAUUUUGGGAUUUAAUUCGGUGUAAGCCACAAUAAUCUAAACAAAACCACGUUAAGCAAAUCACUUGCUCCUUAUCAAAUGCAUAUGAAACAAAAAUAUAGAUCACAAAUGAGUGACUUGAUUUAUACUUUUCAGAUGAUUGGAUCUGAUCUACAAUAAAUUCUCAGUUUAAAUGCAUCAAGCACAAGUCUCUGACAGUGAGGUGGCUCCUGAUGUCCUGAUGCGUCGGUCCUCAGAUGCGCUACAGGUUUGUCAGACGCUGUACAGACAGGAAGCUCUGCCAUGUAAAAUCCGCGGUGAAUAAUAUAUUGACUUUUAUUUGAUUUUUGCGUUUAAUUCCAACAAACAAGCCAUCCCUCUUUAAUUUUUUUGACGGCUCUCUACUUGUUGGGAAGAGGAGGGUCGAAUGUUUGAAGUAUUCUGGUUGCAAAACUUUUGUUCAAUAAAUUGUUUUAAACACA
Poeciliopsis prolifica (blackstripe livebearer) is the source of this 4810-nucleotide messenger RNA. It is a transcript of the gene hsf1, whose product is annotated as heat shock transcription factor 1. Gene Ontology annotation, biological process: regulation of DNA-templated transcription. The coding region runs from base 300 to 2060 and encodes 586 amino acids. The record is from RefSeq and is a predicted model, not a curated record. Gene Ontology annotation, molecular function: DNA-binding transcription factor activity; sequence-specific DNA binding. The transcript has 14 exons. NCBI's taxonomy places the organism in Eukaryota, Metazoa, Chordata, Actinopteri, Cyprinodontiformes, Poeciliidae.